AUGGAGAAAUUCAGCCAAUAUCGCGACCGAGCCACCGGCAUCGCGCCCUUCCUCCCCGUCACCACCAGCCUCUCCCCCGUCACCGCCGCCUACCACGCCCUCAUCUUGGCGCUGCGCCUGCCCUUCUUCGUCUUCCUCGCCCUCGGCUACUUCGCCGUCGUCCACCACCUGCCGCUGCUGCCCGUCGUCGCGCGCAAGGUCGCCCUGUGGUGCCUCCUCGGCGUGCCAGGUAUCUGGUGGGUGGACCUGCAGCUCGACGGCGUCAAGCGCGGCACGCUUGCCGACCAGCCCCGGCGGCGCUUCCCCCACGGCGGCACCGUCAUCGCCGCCAACUGCACCAGCCCCGUCGACGUCGUCUACCUCGCCGCCGUCUUCGACCCCGUCUUCACCCUCUCCUACCCGGGCACGCGCCGCGUCCGCCGCGUCGGCCUGCUCGCCGCCGUCCUCGCCACCCUCGCGCCCCCGCCCACCACCGCCCCCGGUCCCGCCGAAGACCUCGUCUCCGUCGCCGACCUGCUCCGAGAGUACCCCGACCGCCCGAUCGCCCUCUUCCCCGAGUGCACGACCACCAACGGCAAGGCCAUCCUUCCCCUCAGCCCCAGCCUGCUCGCCUGCCCGCCGGACGUGCUCGUCUUCCCGGUCAGCCUGCGCUACACCCCCGCGGACGUCACCACCCCAGUGCCCGGCCGCUGGGUCGCAUUCCUCUGGAACCUGCUCUCCCGCCCGACGACGUGCAUCCGCGUCCGCAUCGCCGAGGGCCGCUUCAACACGGCCGCCGCGAGCACCAACGGCGUGUCCCCCGCCGUGAGCGGCGAGCUGCGCGCCCGCGGAGGCACAUCCGGCGAGGUGACCGCCGAGGAGCAGCGCGUGCUCGACACGAUUGCGGAGGCGCUGGCACGUCUGGGCAGGGUCAAGCGCGUGGGGCUCACGGUGGAGGACAAGGCGGCGUUUGUCAGGGCCCUGAGUCGCAAGCGAUCAUGA
Cordyceps fumosorosea ARSEF 2679 is the source of this 981-nucleotide messenger RNA. RefSeq names its product Phospholipid/glycerol acyltransferase. Lineage: Eukaryota; Fungi; Ascomycota; Sordariomycetes; Hypocreales; Cordycipitaceae. The record is from RefSeq and is a predicted model, not a curated record. The coding region runs from base 1 to 981 and encodes 326 amino acids. The transcript has 2 exons.